Molecule: messenger RNA, 1086 nt
Organism: Rodentolepis nana
Lineage: Eukaryota; Metazoa; Platyhelminthes; Cestoda; Cyclophyllidea; Hymenolepididae
Source: the annotation of a GenBank genome assembly
AUGAGGGGUUUUUUGUGUGGCGUUGAAGGAGGCGCAUCUGCGUCAGAAGUAGUCAUCUUAUCUAGUGAUGGAGAAGAAUGCGCAACAGUGAGAGGUCCUCAUUUAAACCAAUGGAUUAUAGGACUCUCAAAGUCAGUUUCUCGAGUCAUUGCAUUAGUAGAAGAGGCAUUGAGAAAGGCGAAUUUGCCUUUAAAUACAAAUUUUUUGUCAAUGGGUCUAGCUUUAAGUGGUAUUGAUUCCAAUGAGAAUGCUAGAGAUUUUGAGAAUGAAAUUCGUCGAGUGAGACCCGAAAUUGCGAAUCACAUUUACGUCUGCAACGACUGCCUUGGAACCAUUUUCACUGCGACAGAUAAAGGAGGUGUCGUCCUUAUUUCCGGAACCGGUUCAAAUUGCAAGCUUAUUCGUGAGGACCUUUCAUCUGAUGGCGUUGGAGGCCAUGGUUACAUGCUCGGAGAUGAAGGUUCCGCAUUCUGGAUUGCACACCGAGCAAUUAAAACCUACCUGGAUAAUGAUGAAGGCCUUGAAAUGACCUCCUAUGACACUUCUGUUAUCAAAGGGGUUAUCUUCGAUUACUUCGGUUUGAAAAAAAAUGCGGACAUUCUGACUCCCCAUUAUUAUAAUUUUGAUAAAUGCUAUUACGCUGGACUUUGCAAGAAGGUUGCUGAAUUGGCCCGACUUGGAGAUCCUUUGGCUCAACAUCUCUUCUACAAAGCCGGUUUCGUAUUGGGAGCACAUGUAAUGGCUGUACUUCGCAAAGCCGAUUUCGAAUGGCUUAUGAGGCCCGAAGGCGUUAGUGUGGUAUGCAGAGGUGGUGUUUUCAAUAGCUGGGAUCUUCUUGAGCAAGGGCUAGAAACUGGGCACCUAAAUACUGGUUCAAAUAAUGAAUUAAUGGAACUUACAAUUGCAGGUUUCGCUGACCGAGUAGUCCCUGACCUACGAACAAAGAAGAUUGGCACUGCGAUUCAUUUGGUGCUACUUACAUCUUCGGCGGCAACCGGUGCUGCUUUUUUAGCUGCUCACUUCAAACUUGGACAGAGCUAUCCACGCAAACAUCAGGAAAAACUCCUAGCCACAUUCCAAGCUUAA